Messenger RNA from Passer domesticus (house sparrow), 2199 nucleotides. RefSeq names its product transmembrane protein 144 (gene TMEM144). Gene Ontology annotation, biological process: carbohydrate transmembrane transport. The record is from RefSeq and is a predicted model, not a curated record. The coding region runs from base 655 to 1728 and encodes 357 amino acids. The transcript is spliced from 12 exons. Gene Ontology annotation, molecular function: carbohydrate transmembrane transporter activity. Gene Ontology annotation, cellular component: membrane. Lineage: Eukaryota; Metazoa; Chordata; Aves; Passeriformes; Passeridae.
AGUACAACAUGCAACGUGUAAAAAUGCCACUUAAUUAGCAAAGAGGUUUUUUGGAAUCUUAGCAACAAUUUGGUUCACCAUUGAGGUGAAAGCUCUCAAGGACAGGGCCUCUUGAUUUUGUCCCUCUCUGCACAGAUUGCAGUAAUGUGUUGCUGCUGCAGUAAAUGAGCAUCAUGGUUUGUUGUGGGUGUCAUGUUUCUGAGGGAAUUCUGGAAAUGCAGAGCACAACACUCCAGUGGCGUGAACCAAUGAACUUAGUAGGAAAAGAGCAAUGUGUGCCAGCAAAAUUCGAACAUCCAAUAGCAAAAUUGUAUUUUUUCUGCUGCUGAGAAUCCUGAAGUACCUUUCAUUAAGGACAGCUUAGUGGAAAAAAAGCCUUCAAUAACAGUGUCAAUUGCAGUUGCCUUUGCUUGAGUUUCAGUUACUACCACUAUGCUUUAAGAGCGUAGCAGCUUCAGCAUUUGGCAUUUGUUCUGAUUUUGGCAUUUGUUACCUCUUAAGUCUUUGGAAGGACAUAUGCAAGUCCAUCUGGCAGUAACAUAGGAUUGAAGAGAAGAGGCCUUUAGUGAACUCACAGAAGCUCUCUGAUGUGGAAAAUUCUGUCCGGACCUGCGGCAAAGCAACUCCACAAUAAGAAACACCUUCAGAACAAAGAUGAAUAUCGGGAAAGCUUACAGUGCUGCUAACAUCAGCAAUGGAACAGAUCUAGCUAUUGGUUUUACCUCUUCCACAGUAGCUGUCCUUCUAUUUGGGACAAACUUUGUGCCUGUCAAGAAAUUUGAUACUGGUGAUGGCAUGUUCUUCCAGUGGAUUCUCUGUGCCUCCAUAUGGAUAGUUUCUUUGGUGGUCAAUUUGAUCCAGAAUUGCCCCCGGUUUUGGCCUCUGGCUAUGGUUGGAGGUUUUGUGUGGGCUACAGGCAACAUUACAGUUGUCCCUAUUGUUAAAACUAUUGGCUUAGCUCUUGGUCUUUUGAUAUGGGCUUCUUUUAAUUUGUUGACAGGCUGGGCAAGUUCAAGGUUUGGUUGGUUUGGAAUUGACCCGGAAGAGGUAUCAAGACCAAUCUUAAAUUAUAUUGGAGCUGGACUUUCACUUAUAAGUGCGGUCAUAUUUCUUUUUAUAAAAACUGAAGUCCAGAGUUCUUCAACUUCAUUAGAAAGCACACCUUUACUGAGAGAAAGUUCUAUUAAUGUUUCUGAAGAUACCACUGAGGACUCAUGGGUUAACAAACUUUCUCCAGCGAAAAGGAGACUCAUAGGCUGUAGCCUGGCUGUAGUGGCUGGAAUACUCUACGGUUCUAGUUUUGUACCAGUACUUUACAUCAAGGACCAUGGAAGAAGAAAUGAAACUGUAUACACAGGAGCAAGUCAGUUUGAUUUAGAUUAUGUUUUUGCACACUUCAGUGGAAUAUUUCUUACAAGUACCAUCUACUUUUUGAUCUAUUGUGCAGUCAGGAAAAAUAAACCUUGUGUUUAUCCCCAAGCCAUAUUGCCAGGGUUUGUUUCUGGUGUGCUUUGGGCAAUAGCCAAUUGCUGCUGGUUCCUGGCCAAUCACUAUCUCAGUGCUGUCGUGAGCUUUCCAAUAAUUACUGCAGGUCCCGGCCUUGUUGCUGCAAUGUGGGGAGUCCUUGUAUUUAAGGAAAUCAAGGGACUGAAAAACUACGUGUUACUGUCAGUAUCAUUUUGCAUCAUUUUGGCUGGAUCACUUUCCACAGCUUUUUCUAAAGUUUGAAAGGACCUUCUGGAACAGUAGAUGGUGCUAGCGUUUAACACAAGUAGAAAGACCAUGUUGGUAGAUCACAAUACAUAAUAAUUUUCAAAGUGUAUGUCCAACAUUUACAUUAACUUACUUCAGCCAAGUGGAAAAUGAAAACAUUUGGCAUGAAAGAAAAUCUGGAAAUAUUUGUUCCUAUUUUUCUUGGAAUAGUAAGAAAAUCAAAGGACUUUAUUAAUCAAAGCUAAAUUAUUUUAUUGUUACUAAUUUCAUUCAGGUGCUAAACUUCAUGUCAUCAUAAAUUGUGGGUAAAUUGUGAUAGUGGACAGUGAUUUUAAUUUUAGUUUAUAAUACCGUAUGUGUUUGCAAGCUGAUUUGUUUUAUUAAAACAUUUUGUCUUACUGACUUAAAUAUAAGAUACAUCUCAAAAUAUUCCUUAUGAAAUUGUUACACAUGAAGUUAAUAAAGCUUUUCUUUUAUUUAGAAGCA